This is a messenger RNA of Propithecus coquereli (Coquerel's sifaka), 2709 nucleotides long. RefSeq names its product coiled-coil domain containing 9 (gene CCDC9). The transcript is spliced from 15 exons. The coding region runs from base 152 to 1984 and encodes 610 amino acids. NCBI's taxonomy places the organism in Eukaryota, Metazoa, Chordata, Mammalia, Primates, Indriidae. The record is from RefSeq and is a predicted model, not a curated record.
UAGCUUUCUCAGGAUGCUGGAGGCAGGGCUUGGGACAUCCCUGAGGGGGGCGUGGACUUAGAAUGUUCUCUGAGAGUAUGGGGUUUGAACUUUGAGUGUAGGGUUGGGGAUGUUUCUGAAGCUUACCAGGCAGAGCUAGAAUGUUUACUGGAUGUCAGCGACACUAGAAUGGGCACAGGAAGGAACCCUCAGUGCUGUAUCCAGAUUCUGCAGGGGAGAUUUGCUGGGACCCUGGCCCUGCCCAGCCAUCGAAAUGGCAGCCACACUGGAUUUGAAAUCAAAGGAGGAGAAGGAUGCUGAGUUGGACAAGAGGAUCGAGGCUCUUCGGAGGAAGAAUGAGGCCCUCAUCCGGCGCUACCAGGAGAUUGAAGAGGACCGCAAGAAAGCUGAACUCGAGGGGGUGGCAGUGACAGCUCCCCGGAAGGGCCGCUUGGUGGAGAAGGAGAACAUGGCCGUUGAGGUGGAGAAGAACCUCGGUCCUUCCCGGAGGUCUCCUGGGAGCUCUCGGCCCCCAGGGGCCAGCAAGGGGGGCCGGACUGCUCCACAACAGGGAGGCCGGGCAGGCAUGGGCCGAACGUCCCGCAGCUGGGAGGACAGUCCCGGGGAGCAACCUCGAGGAGGAGCUGGGGGCCGUGGCCGGAGGGGCCGUGGCCGGGGGUCCCCUCAUCUCUCUGGAGUUGGAGAUGGCUCGACCUCUGACCGCAAAUCCAAGGAGUGGGAGGAGCGGCGCAGGCAGAACAUCGAGAAGAUGAACGAGGAGAUGGAGAAGAUCGCAGAGUACGAGCGCAACCAGCGGGAAGGGGUGCUCGAGCCAAACCCGGUGAGGAACUUCCUGGAUGACCCCCGGCGACGCAGCGGGCCCCUGGAGGAGCCCGAGCGGGACCGCCGGGAGGGCAGCCGCCGGCAUGGGCGCAACUGGGGGGGCCCCGACUUCGAGCGGGUACGCUGCGGCCUUGAGCACGAGCGGCAGGGCCGCCGGGCCGGCCUGAGCGGUGCUGGAGACAUGACGCUGUCCAUGACGGGCCGGGAGCGCUCAGAGUACCUGCGCUGGAAGCAGGAGCGGGAGAAGAUCGACCAGGAGCGGCUGCAGAGACACCGUAAGCCCACCGGCCAGUGGCGGCGCGAGUGGGACGCUGAGAAGACGGACGGGAUGUUCAAGGAUGGCCCAGCCCCUGCCCACGAGCCGUCCCACCGCUACGAUGACCAGGCCUGGGCCCGGCCCCCCAAGCCCGCGACCUUUGGGGAGUUCCUGUCCCAGCACAAAGCUGAGGUCAGCAGUCGCAGGAGGAGAAAGAGCAGCCGGCCCCAGGCCAAGGCAGCCCCCCGUGCCUACAGUGACCAUGAUGACCGCUGGGAGAUGAAAGAGGAGGCAGUGUCCCCAGCCCCGGAGGCCCUGCAGCCCACCUCCCCCACGGAGACACCCACGCAGCCACCCGAGACCCCUGCCCCUGCCCACCGGCCUCCUGAGGAUGAGGGAGAGGAGAACGAGGGGGAGGAGGAUGAAGAGUGGGAGGACAUGAGUGAGGAUGUGAGUGAGGACGAGAAUGAGGAGGAUGUCGAGGAGGAAGUCGACGGUGACGAGCAGGAAGAACCAGCCCAAGACCACCACCCCCAAGAGGCUGACCCUGCCGGGAACCCCACCAGUGAGCCGGCUGACAGAGUGUCCUCCAGCCCCGAGGAGCCCCUGCCACUUCCCCAGGCCCCUGCCACACCUUCCAGCCCCUUCUCACCACCUGGCAGCCACCAGCCUGUGUCCGACUGGGGUGAAGAGAUGGAGCUGAAUUCUCCCCGGACCGCCCACGCGGCUGGCGCCCUCUCUUCGGGAGGUGACCAGCCAGCCCCUGCCUCCCUGGAGAGUGGGCCCAGCCUCCCAGGAACUCAGAAAGCUGAAGAAGAGGGGUCUGAGGCAACUCCAGAGGCAGGCCCCGAGGGCCAGGAGACAGCGGAGAUCACCGACUUCCAGAGGGCCUCCCCGAAUUCCUGAAGACGCUGCUGGGAGGGGACUGAAGCUUCCCCGCCUUGAUGGGGAGGGGGCGUAAGGAGGGGUUUAUCUGGAUUUCCAGCCUGUGUUCUCCUCCCCAGUCUGCACCCCACGUCUCUAGGGAGAGGGAGAAAUUGAGGGGAGUGGGGAAGGGGCGCGAUUGGGGCGAGGGGCGGAGCUGGAACCUCUGGAAGCGGGGUUAGACCUCAGGACACCGGAGAGGGCGGCCGACUGCGUGGAAGAGUAGGCAGCUGGUGCCAGGAGAGGCGGGGUUAGGGUGCAUGGGCGGGGCCAGGAUUCUGGUAGGCGGAGUUAGAAGACGGGGCGGGGGUAGCAUGUGGGGGUGGGGCUAGGCCUCUGGGAGCCGGUUUGCAUAGGGGCUUGACGCUGAUGAGGGGGGCCGCCAGUGGGGGCGUGGCCAGAAUGCUGUGCGGAGCCUGUGGAGUGAGGAGAAAAGGGGGGCUUGGACUGCAAUGUGUUGAGGCCAGAGGGGGAAGAGGGCGGGUUCGAAUCCUGGAGUAGACAGUCCGGGUCAUGGGGCGAAAACAGGGUUGAGGCUGGGGGCCGCGGCUACAGCGCUGGGCGAAGCUUGAGCGUGGAAAGGGGGCGGGCUUGGAGACGGGGCGGACCUAUGCCGCGGGGGAGGCCCGCCCUCUCGGGGGCGUGGCCAUGCCUGGCGGGGGCGGAGUCGGGGAGGGCGGUUUAGGCAGUGAGGCGGUCCUGGGGGG